AUGUACAACAAACCGAUUAGUAACAGUACUCGUGCAAACUCGACAACAGACACAACGCGCAUACAGGCCCCUCACACAACGCCCAGCACCACCGUCGCCCGCAAACUGACCUCCCUCCUCGCAGGCAGCACCACCGCCGCAGGCAGGCCCUCCGCAUCGACCUCCAGAUACUCCUCCGCGCGCAGCGAGCUCGACUUCCACCCCCAGCUCUGGCUCACCGAGAACACAUCCGGCGCGCUCGUGAAGCGCGUCAGACUCGCCCCAGUCGCGCUCGCACACGCGAUCGUGAAGUACGCGCUGACCGCCGGGCGCGGGUCGCGGUACGGCUGCGGGGGCGUCGACGGCGGGGGCCAUCGCGGGCAGCGUCACGGGGAGCGCGAGCGAGCCGAUGCUGUUUGA
Molecule: messenger RNA, 399 nt
Organism: Trametes versicolor FP-101664 SS1
Lineage: Eukaryota; Fungi; Basidiomycota; Agaricomycetes; Polyporales; Polyporaceae
Exons: 1
Coding region: 1-399 (132 amino acids)
Source: RefSeq, a predicted model, not a curated record